This is a messenger RNA of Plasmodium vivax (malaria parasite P. vivax), 3213 nucleotides long. RefSeq names its product Ulp1 protease family, C-terminal catalytic domain containing protein. NCBI's taxonomy places the organism in Eukaryota, Apicomplexa, Aconoidasida, Haemosporida, Plasmodiidae. Gene Ontology annotation, biological process: protein desumoylation. Gene Ontology annotation, cellular component: nucleus. Gene Ontology annotation, molecular function: deSUMOylase activity. The transcript is spliced from 3 exons. Bases 1 to 3213 code for a protein of 1070 amino acids. The record is from RefSeq and is a predicted model, not a curated record.
AUGAGUAGUAGGGGGCACGCUAACUUAAAUGCUUCUGUAGAGAAAGACAAACAGGGCAGAUGGCCCCAUAACAGGGAAGGAGGAGGGGCACACAAGGAGAGCAAAAGGACCAACCACGUCGAUCGUCAGAAGAAGGAUUCGUACCUGUCCAGUGAGAGGACUCACAAGCAUGGAGUUGCUUCGAAAGAUUUGAGGAGCCAAGCUUCCACCAAUGAUCAGCACCUCUUCUCCGGCAGGGGCAGCAAAGGGGGAAGCAGAGUGGAAGGCAGAGUGGACCAUCGCGGUGAUCACCGGGGUGGCCACCGAGGUGACCCCAAACAGCACAAGUCCUCCCACCACCGGCACCACAAGGACUCACAUCGGCACCACCGAAGAGACUCCCACCGACACCACCGCAGGGACUCGCACCGGCACCACCACCCCCAGAAGGAGGUAGAUACAAAGGAAACCUCAUCGGGUGGUCUCCUAUGGAGCUGCGUCAAGAGCGUCUGCUCCUCCUUCGCAUCCGUCGUGAGGAAAAAUAUUUUUACCAACGAAAAUGCCUUGAAAGACAGUGGGAGGGGCAAGAUCGUUUCGGAUCACUCCAGAUUGAUUGACAAGAAUGCACAGAGGAGCAAACAGAAGGAUCCUUUGCAGGAGGACCAUUCGGCUGCGCCCCUGAGGAGGAACCACAUGGAGGGGGAGAAGCGGACAGUGGAAGGGGACUUCUCCCCCGCAAGCAGCCACGAUCAUGCCGAAGGGAAGGAUGCCAGAAAGGAAGAGGAGUUGCUCGAGCGGGGAAGUAAUCUGGUUAAACAAAAUGAUGAGAGUGUGCCAGGGCGGAUGAAAAAAACAAAAAGCGGAUCGUACCAAAUUUCUGAGAGCGACAUGAGGAACUUAUUUAUGAUGGGCAGUGAGGACAGGGGGGAAGGUCACUCGCAGGGGGAUGCCAAGCGGGUGGACGGUGGUGAGGGGCUCGAUGGGAGAAGCGAACGAACCGAGUUCGGCCCAGGAAUGGUUAAGAAGCGCGAUGGGGGGGAGCACGCAGUGGGGGAGCACGCAGUGGGGGAGCACGCAGUGGGGGGAGAGACCCCCUUGAAGGGAGAGACCCCCUUGAAGGGAGAACCCCCCUUGAAGGGAGAACCCCCCUUGAAGGGAGAACCCCCCAUGAAGGGAGAACCCCCCGUGGGAGGGCCGCAAACAAUUCCAAACAUAACGAUACACAGCGGCAGCUUUGACAAGCGCAGCCAGAGGGGCGACUUGAAGUCUGGAGGACGCCGCGCGACCCAUUCGUCGGAGGAGCGUACGCCUGGUGAGGAGAAGGAAGCGGGUCGCAGGGGAAAGGGCAGCCCCCCCCCGUCUGGCAGUAGCAGCGCUAGCAGCGGCAGUAGUAGCGACACCGAUGGGGAAGCUCUCCGAAGGGGCCUCUACGCGAAGGACAACUUUUUGAGGCAGCUUCUGCAGGCGGGCCAGGAGCACAGCCUGGAAGAGGGGGAGGAGGAGUACGCAGAAGGGGGAGGAGAAAAGGAAGGCGAAGUGGGAGGCGAACUGGAAGGCAAACCGAAGGGUAAGCAACCCGCGCCGAGCAACAAAACGAUUGCGCCAGGUCAGAACGGCUACAUAAGGCCCGAUCAUGGAAAGAGUCCCCCGCAAAAUGGUGUGCACCCGCCGGGGGAUCAAAUGCCGCCUCUGCAAAGUGACAGCGUGGAGAAGUUGUAUUACGAGCACAUUUUUGAGGACGCAGAGAGGAAAGGGAAAUCGGUGGGGGAGUCGGACGACAGCUGCGCGGACAGCUUUAAGAAUAUCUUCUACCAUCCGAAGAAGAGGGGGAAGAAGAAGGGGCGGGGGAAGCAGGAAAAAAGCGGCUCCGAGGUGGAAGAGGUGGAAGCGGCCAACUCAGAUGUCGCCUCCAACUCAGACUCCGCCUCCAACUCGGACGCCGCCGCCAGCCUGGCCGCCGCCAGCCUGGCCGCCGCCAACCCGGCCGCCCCGCACAAACGGGCGCAGUACUUCCGAAGCUACAUCAAGAGCAGCGAGGAAAUAAAGCAAAUUCGGUUCGAGUUCAAGCAGCUGAUCCAGACGAUAGACUCCUUCAUUGUGCAAAACUCAACAGGGGAAGAAAUCUUGGGCGAGAAAAGUGCGGCCCAGGGAAAUGACCUCCGAAGUGGAGAGCAGAACUCACACAAGAGGGAGAGCAAAAAUGAGGCGACCUACUUGGAGAUGGAAAAGGAGAACGUGGCGGCAGACGGGGGGUCUACAGAUGAACCCUGCAUGAGAUUCAUCGACGGUGUUACGUCGGAGGAUAAAAGUGGCUACGUAAUUCUGAAGAAUGAUGAGGAGUCCCUUAUAGAGGCGCUGGAGAAGCUGCGGAUCGACAAGAAGAGGAAGGAGGAGCGGGAGAAGCAGCGGGAGAAGCAGCGGGAGAAGCAGCGGGAGAAGCAGUUGGAGGAGGAAAAUCGACUUGACCAAGCAGACGCCGCAGCGGUGAUAGACCCAGGCAUUUUCUUCAAGUGCAUAAACAAGGACCAUUACGAAAGAGCCGCUCAGAUACUACGGCAAAAGGGAGAAAGCAACGUCCUCAUAGACAAGUUCAACGUGCCCCUUUUGUAUUCUCAAAUCAAAUGUCUAAUGGACACGAGGUGGCUAAACGACGAAGUCAUUAACUUUUACAUGAGCAUGCUUCAAGAACAUAAUGAAAAAAAUAUUAAAAGGGAUAAGCCAAAUAAUAAUUUGCCUAAAAUUUUUACCUUUAGCACUUUUUUCUUCCAAUCCUUGAGCUCCAAUGGAACAUACAGCUACAACAAGGUGGCCAGGUGGACCAAGAGGAAGAAGGUAGACAUCUUUGCCUUCGACUUGAUUCUUAUCCCUUUGCACGUCGGGGGGAACCACUGGACUUUGGGGUCUAUUAACAUGAAGGAGAAACAAAUUAAACUGUAUGACUCGCUGAAUAUGUCAAAUGUGAAGUUCUUCGAGUACAUGCGGCGCUACAUCGUCGAUGAGAUGCGCGAUAAGAAGCAGAUGGAGCUGGACGUGUCUGCGUGGGAGUACAGCCGGGACGGCCGCUCGGAGGUCGGAAUCCCCUGCCAAGAGAACGGCUACGACUGCGGCGUCUUCACCUGCAUGUUCGCCAAGUGCCUGAGCUUUAACCGCAGCUUCGACUUCAGCCAGCGGGACAUCAGGGAAAUUCGAAUGAAGAUGGUUUACGAAAUAUCGCAGGGCUGCCUGAUCUUUUGA